CUCUCCUCCUCCUCAUCCUCUGUGCUCAACAGGUUCUAAUGCACCAGCGACUGAUGCGGGGCGAGGAAGAAGAAGCAUGCUGUCCAUGUUCUGGCCCCUGGGCACCGAGCAGGAGGUCCACUCAUGGGAUGUAGUGGAUGCAGAGUCAGGUUCAACUCGGCCAAAGUGCUGUCCUUCCUCACCAUGGUCCUGAUCUUCACCUACUUCUUCUACUGCCUCACCGGGAUCUGCCACUCGGCCCCCAGGACUCUGUACGCGGACCAUGACCUCCUUCCGGAACCUCGCCCGGGGAACCGGACCGCCUUCCCGGACGUGGUGCAACCCCGCAGCCUGCUGGAGGACAACAACAACGACAACGACGACAACAUCCCCGUGUCCAACACAUUCGGGGCCAAGAGGUUCCCGCAGGCCGUCAUCAUCGGCGUGAAGAAGGGCGGGACCCGGGCCUUGCUGGAGUUCCUCCGAAUCCACCCGGACGUCAGAGCCGUGGGGGCCGAGCCUCAUUUCUUUGACCGGUUCUACGACAGAGGACUGGAGUGGUACAGGAACUUGAUGCCUCGGACCCUGGACGGUCAGAUAACCAUGGAGAAGACCCCCAGCUACUUUGUCACUAAGGAGGCUCCAGGUCGCGUCUGCACUUUGAACUGCCAAACCAAGCUCAUCGUGGUGGUCAGAGAUCCAGUGACUCGAGCUGUGUCCGACUACACUCAGACACUCUCCAAGAACCCGGGUCUUCCCUCCUUCCAAAACCUGGCCCUGAGGAACACCUCGACGGGGGAACUCAUCGACAUUUCGUGGAGCGCCAUCCGCAUCGGCCUCUAUGUCAAACAUCUGGAGAACUGGCUCCAGUAUUUCCCCUUGUCGCAGUUUCUUUUUGUCUGCGGCGAGCGCUUGGUGUUCGAUCCCGCCGGGGAGAUGGGUCGUGUUCAGGACUUCCUGGGCCUGAAGAGGGUCAUCUCCGAGAAGCAUUUCUACUUUAACCAGACCAAAGGUUUCCCGUGUUUGAAGAAGCCCGAGGGAAGCAGCAGGCCACGUUGUUUGGGAAAGUCAAAGGGGAGACCUCAUCCUCAGAUUCCUGCUGAGGUCUUGCAGAGACUGAGAGACUUCUACCAACCUCACAACCAGCGAUUCUACCAGAUGAGUGGGCAGGACUUUGGCUGGUAAUAACUUUUGAGUUGAAGCAGACUCUCAGGAAUGUUCUCCUGACAUGCGACGCUUUGUUGAAAGCUGCAAACAUGCAAGCUUAUGACACAUUUGCUCGCUUGCAUGUUAGCAUCAUAAAGAAGAACCACAGGGAAAAUGUUGCCUUAAAGUAUAUUUUUUGACUUGAUUUAACUAAAUAAGCUGAUAUUUAUAGUUUUUUUUGUCGAGUUAAAUGCGAAUGAAAGAUUUCUAUGUAUUUAUUAUCCCACGCCAAGGCAAGGAACAAGACAAAGGGGAAACGAGCCUUACUCUGUAAUUAUGAACCACUAUUUGUUUUUCAACAGUAUUAACAUGACUGGAUUUUAUUUUUCAUUACAGAAGGAAAUGUGUCGUACGUUAUAGA
Messenger RNA from Nerophis lumbriciformis (worm pipefish), 1546 nucleotides. RefSeq names its product heparan sulfate glucosamine 3-O-sulfotransferase 6-like. Gene Ontology annotation, molecular function: [heparan sulfate]-glucosamine 3-sulfotransferase activity. The record is from RefSeq and is a predicted model, not a curated record. Lineage: Eukaryota; Metazoa; Chordata; Actinopteri; Syngnathiformes; Syngnathidae.